UGCGUUACUACAGAGGGCGGUGCAGGGGCAGCAGUGUGAUGGAGGCUGGCCCUGGGGCGUCAGUUUACUCCAGCUAACUCCAAAACAGCUGAAGACAGGGGGGCUGAAAGAGACAUCAGCGAUCCUCGCUCAAGGAGGGGCAUAAAAACACUUCAGGUGCUUUUUUGAUCGGGUUUUAUAAGGAGAUCUCUGCUGGAUCUCCCUCACUGCGCUCCGCCCGGUGCUUGAGGACAGAAGAUGCCCAGGCAGUUCCUCUGCCCAGUGUUCGGCUCGUCACUGUGGUUGGCACUGAUACUACAGUCUCUCAUUUCCUCCGCCGCUACCUACAGGAGACCAGUGUCCGGAGGGAAGAGACAGAGCUUUCUGGAGAGAACCUUGAUUUUACUGGACGUGAAUACUCGAAGCCCGGUGAAAGUUUUGAAUGACAACUUCCUCUCGCUGCAGUUGGACCCAUCUAUCAUAAAGGAUGGCUGGCUGGACUUCUUAAGCUCCAAGCGGUUAGUCACUCUGGCACGGGGACUCUCUCCAGCUUAUUUGAGGUUUGGGGGCAAACGGACUGACUUUCUUCAGUUUCAUAACCUGAAGAAUCUUGCAAAGUUUAGAGGGCCUGGACCGGACUAUUACCUCAAAAACUAUGAAGAUGACAUAGUGCGCAGUGACUUCGCCCUGGACAAACAAAAGGGUUGCAAGCUGGCCAGCCACCCAGACAUGAUGCUGGAACUGCAGCGGGAGAAAGCGACUCAGAUGCAACAGGUCUUGUUGAAAGAACAGCUCUCCAACAUCUACAGCGAUGUUACAUUAACAGCCAGGUCUUUAGACAAACUCUACAACUUUGCCGACUGCGCGGGACUGCACCUGAUCUUUGGGUUGAAUGCCUUGCACAGAAACCCUGACAACUCAUGGAACGCCUCCAGUGCUCUGAGUUUGCUCAAAUACAGCGCCGGCAAAAAAUACAACAUCUCCUGGGAGCUCGGCAAUGAGCCCAACAGUUACCGCACAAUGGCUGCUCGUUCAGUCAACAGCUCUCGUCUGGCUCAGGAUUACGCUCUUCUGAGGACGUUACUGCAGUCGGUGCGUUUCUACAGCCGAGCUAACCUCUAUGGGCCCAACAUCGGCCGUCCUCGUAAAAACGCAAUCCUGUUACUAGAUGGGUUUAUGAAAAACGGUGGUUCUGUGGUUGACGCAGUAACGUGGCAACAUUACUACAUUGACAGGCGGGUGACCAAAGUGGAAGAUUUUCUGAAGACGAGACUUCUGGACACCCUCUCUGAACAGAUUAACAAGGUCUUAAAGAUCGUUCAAACUCAUGCUCCAGAGAAGCGUGUAUGGCUGGGUGGAGUUGGUCCUGCUUGGGCAGGGGGCACCAAUAAUUUGUCAGACACAUUUGCUGCUGGUUUUCUAUGGCUCAACACUCUUGGUAUCGCUGCAGCUCAUGGAAUUGAUGUUGUACUCCGACAUUCUUUUUUUGAUUAUGGAUACAAUCACCUCGUCGACCAGAACUUCAACCCUUUACCUGAUUACUGGUUAUCUCUGCUCUUUAAACGUCUGGUGGGCCCCAGGGUGCUUGCGGUGCACGUCGCAGGUCUCCAGAGGAAACCACGACCUGGACGGGUGAUCCGAGACAAACUCCGCAUCUAUGCUCACUGCACCAGCUUUCACAAUCAUGAUUAUGUCCGAGGGUCCAUAACCAUCUACAUCAUCAACCUGCAUCGAUCACGGAAGAAAAUCAAGCUGGCCGGGACUUUACGAAAUAAAACUGUUCACCAAUACCUGUUACAGCCCUUUGGCACAGAUGGACUUCACUCCAUGUCUGUGCAGCUGAACGGAGAGCACUUGCGUAUGGUGGACAAUGAAACAUUCCCUGAGCUGAAGCCACGGACGCUCAGGGCAGGAAGAACGAUAGCUAUGCCACCUGUUUCCAUCGGCUUCUAUGUCAUCAAGAAUAUUAAUGCUUACGCCUGCCGCAGAUAACACACACUGACCGACCUCAGACGAUCUUCUGCUCAAUGCACCAGCCCCUCGUGGCCUUCUUCUCUUUUUGUAAGCCCACAGAGACGUGGAAAAGACCCCUUCGUUCAAGCAAGGGUUGCACUGAAUGCUUCCAACAACAUUUCUCCUCUUUUUCCCCACAAGAGCAGCUUGACUUGUGGAAAGUGAAUGUAUUUUAGUUGCCCUUUUGUGUUUUUGUUGCUUUUGGUUGCAGGAGCAUAUAAUGAAGUCUCUGUCUCACUGUUCUUCACACUAGCAUCGCAGUGUCACUGAGAGCUUUGUAUUCUGGUGUUGAAGACCAUCGUAAGCUACAAUCCCAGUGCCAAUGUGCAGUUCAGAUGCGGUAAAAUAAUUUUGAAGUAUGCCCAGGCUGAAUCUAACUUUUUUCCCCACAUUUUCUGCUGUAAUUUUGGGGGAAAAUCUGCCGCCUUAAAAAAUAAAGGUUCCAUGAAGUGCUCCUAUUAUGCUAUUUUAAAGCUUCCCAAUUUUUUUUUUGGAGGUCUCCUACAAAAAUAGGUGAAAAUGCAUCCAACAAGGUCAAAAAACUUAAAUUGUCUAAUAAUAUACAUUUCAGCAUCACCUCUUUUCACAGUGUUUGAAACGGUUAGAUCAAGGAUCUGGUCUCUCUAAACCCCUCCUUUCCAAGAGCCAACUCUUCUCUGAUUGGUUGGUCUGGCCCAGUCUGUUGUGAUUGGUCUACAGCUUACAGUGUGUGUAACAAACCGAAACUCCCAUUACCAUCUGAAUUUCAGCUCCGCAGGCUUCCUCAAGCACUUGAUACACAAUGAUAUAUGGUGAAGGAAUUUCCCUUGCGAUAAUUUUUAAUGGCUCAAUAGCGUGAUAUGCAGUAUUACCGCCAUAUAUAUUAUAUAGAAAACGAAAUACAAAACUAAAUAGAGCGUUGAAUCAGGAAGUGAAUUAAACAGAAGAGAAGGGUCCACAUAACAGAGCAUAAACCUAACAAUAAGAUCGUAGGGCUAUUGUUAUAUGUAUAAUUGUUAGUUCCGAUCCUCGAAUUUGACUGGACAAAUUACUUUCUGCUGAUAUUUCACCAGCAGAACGGGCUGUUAGUCAGUGCAGUUACAUUGUUAUGCCACAAGGUGGCGACAAGGGACUGUCUUUGAGUGAGUUCAUUUGACUACACGUUCAAAAACUCGGAUUCAUUCAAAAACAAGCUGUUGAAAUUAUUUUAACUCUGAGCGCCACUGUAGAAGGCUUAGCUGACCAGAAAUGCGUCAGUGCUAAGACAGAGAUUUCGCUAUCCUUGAACAUGACAACCUUUUUUCACGAAUAUAUGUCUCAGCCUGAAGGACAGACACAGGUAAUCGCACGCGCUCAGUCGAUCUCUCUCAUAUUCACUGUAUGUUUAGGCUUGUCAAGUCUAUGGAGCCUCUGUACAAAUCAUCAUGGUACCCAUUAUUUUAUCAUUUCUAACUUAUUUAAUAUUCAGUACACAUGCACGAAGUGUAAAACCAGAAGGGCAUAACCUUAUGGGGAAAAAAACAGGCAAAUAUUGCGGUUGCUGCGGUUCUUGCAUUCCUCUGCGGUUAGUUCGUCAAUAGUGCGGUAUUACGAUAUUGCGUUUAUCCCGACAGCCCUAUACACAGUGAUACGAACAUUAACAAUGGCGUCUGUUUUACCGUAUCAGUUCGAGUCCUCAUCCUUUAGAAAUGCAUGCAAAGUGCAAAAUUUGCUUUAGCAGCGUAGAAAACAGCGCCUUUCUCAACAUGUCGACAACACAACUACACAGACGGGUCAAAGUAGACAUUUUUGACCGGCAGCCAAUGAAGACCAUAAGCUGGAAUAAUGCAAAUUUGUUACAAACCUAUGUGGGUUGGUGCAGGAAGUAAGACUGGGAUUACUGAGGAUGACAUUUCAGGCGGUUCAGAAUCGGUUCUUUUUUGGGGGAGACAAAAGCUUUAUUUAUUGUGCACUUUUAGCUUUGCAGGCCUUUACACACAGCUAUAUUACACACUACAUCAAAGGUAAAAUCCAAAAAAGCAUAAUAGGGGCACAUGGGAUCUUUCCAUUCCACAAAAGGUUGUUUAUAAUGGAAAAAGUUUCUUUGGAUUUUUAAUAAGGUUCUUCUAUGGCAUCGCUGCAAAGCCCCCUUUUGGAACCUUUACUUUUAAGAGAGUGUGGAAUAGAUUCAAACAUGGUAAAAAUGUGUUAAAGAGAACAGACAGUACUACACUCUUAUUGGUCGCUGGAAACAUUAUCAGAUUAGCCCAAAUAUUUUAAUGAUGAAAAUGCACAGGGCGAAAGAUGUAAAUGACAGCCGUUCCAAUUCUCCGGAGUUCUGUGGGUGCAGAUUCUGUGUGGGCCUGUCUGUCAGCUUAAUGUGAUUUAGCCAAGUAGGACGUGUUCCUGGAUCAACAUCCUUGUUGGUUGUUAAACAACAUUCCAGUCUGUCAACCAAUCAGAUUUUAGGGAUAGAUUUAAGGGGGUAGAACAAUGUUCUUUUCUACCAAUCAUUGUCCUUGGAUGUUAGGCGUAGAUUAUGCUUAGGUUGGGACUGUGUUUGCUAGAAAUGCUGUUCCAGGACCAACAAAGGAGAUUAAUCCUGCUAAAUCACAUUGUACAAACAACAGUUUGAUCUGAAUUACAUCUAUCUUGUGUACUUUUUGUUUCUGGGGUCUAAAUCCAAAAGGGAAAAUCUUGAUUUGUAAUCUUUGUUCUUCAUCACAGGACAGUAAAUAUAAAAUGUCCUUUACACCAUCUUUAAAACUUUUCUAUAAAACAUUGACCCAUGCCCUGACUAAUAUUGUGCAGUCUUGGAAUUUUAUUUGUAUUUUUUUUUUUUUUUUUUUUUAGUUGCUGCUUUAUAAAUUCAAACUGUACAACGAUUAAGGUACUAUGGGAAGAUACAGAUAUUUACUAAAAUAUCCUUAUACUUCAUUGCUAAAUUUGAAAGCAAUCGCAUAAUACACAAAACCAAUCAAUCAUCUUUAUGCUUUUCAAAAUUCAUGGGUUCUGUGAGAAAUACUGCUCUAUAUUUAUAAUGUUUACAAGUUUACAAGAAUUCCCAUUGUAGUUCAGACUCUCUUGAAGCCUGAAAGGAAAGAGUAGGGAGUUUUUGAAGGUACCAGUUUGCUUUAUGAAAAACUGUGUAUCACAUACAGUUUGUUGAGGAGCUCAGGAAAUUAGCUCAAUUGUUGUCCAUUAGUGUCAUGUAUACAUGUAUACUAUAACAUUGUGAACCUGAGCUUACAGUUCUCCAGAUUUUGUUUGCUAAUAAACACUACCUUAUUCCAUGUUGAUACAGGGGCCCUAAAAAGUGUUGGACAGUUAAGUCACACUUAAAAAUGUAAUUACAUUAAAAAAAAAUGCCACUUGGCUUGAUAUUUUGUAAUUAAUAAAACAUUUUUUUAAGUGUUGCGUGAGUGUCCAAAUACUUUUAGGGCCACUAUAAAUCCCAUGUACAGCAAUUCCUUUGUGCUGCUAGCUGACUAAAUAAUAGUAAUAAGCAUGAUGAGUGACAAAUGUUUUUGUACAGGUUCAAACCUUUUGUUAUAUUAGUAAAUGUACAUACAAUUGGUUUUUUAAACAGUGUGCUUCCUUGCUCUAUAAAUAUUAUUUAUAUAAAUUUAUAUGUGUGUUUACGAGUGUGUGUGUGUACAUAUUUACAUAUUGUGUUGAGAAAAACAGUUGACUUUUAUUUAAGUCACUACAUAUUGUCAGAUAAUUAAUAUUGUACUUUUUGUAAAACAUACAGCACAGACUGAUGUUAACGUUUGGCAAUAAAAAUGGCCUUUUAUUUUCAAAUGUAUCGUGUUGCUCACAGUUGCACACUUGUGUAUCACAAUGUUUUGCAUUGUAUGUUCUUUGGACACUCAACCACAAAGCAAAAAUAGUAAUUCGGCUUUCAAACAGAUUCUAUGGAAAGUUUUUGAAAAGUGUUGACUCUUUAUUUGGUCAUGACAGUGUGUAUAGUCAGUUUUCCAGGGUCAAUAAUUCUGUCUACAUCAUAUUUUAUUAGAUUUGGAAGAUUCGUUUGUGAUUUAGAGAUUUGUAUGGUCUUUGAUUUGUAAAAUGUCACUUUUACAAGCUAUUUUUUUUCCUUUUUUGAAUGUGUUUAUUGCAAAUUUAGAGUUGUUAAUAUUUUUUUUCUGUUAAAGAGCAUUAUUUUAUUAUGGAAAUGUUUGUGUCUGAAUACUAUUUUUGUCAAAAUAUAUAAAUAAAAUAAUAUUAAAAAUG
Messenger RNA from Ctenopharyngodon idella (grass carp), 6186 nucleotides. RefSeq names its product heparanase 2 (gene hpse2). The transcript has 12 exons. The record is from RefSeq and is a predicted model, not a curated record. Gene Ontology annotation, cellular component: membrane; extracellular matrix. NCBI's taxonomy places the organism in Eukaryota, Metazoa, Chordata, Actinopteri, Cypriniformes, Xenocyprididae. Gene Ontology annotation, molecular function: hydrolase activity, acting on glycosyl bonds. The coding region runs from base 238 to 1971 and encodes 577 amino acids.